This is a messenger RNA of Caenorhabditis angaria, 2316 nucleotides long. The record is from the annotation of a GenBank genome assembly. Lineage: Eukaryota; Metazoa; Nematoda; Chromadorea; Rhabditida; Rhabditidae.
AUGUCCGUAUUUUUCACCUCUUCGGUUUAUAACCUGGUUUUCAAGGCAACUGGAAUAUCAGUAAGGACAAGAAAACAUCAGUUGAAUUUUCUGAUAUCGAUAUCGAUUCAGAUUAUUCUUCCAAUUACAGCUCUGGCUAUUCCAGUGAUUUAUACUUCUAUCGCUGUUUUGAACAAUGUUUAUAACCCAUUUGGAAAUAAUAUAGCUGUUAUCACAUUAUCGUUUCAUGGAUUAUUAGCUAAUUUAUCAUUGAUAUUUUUGCACAAAAAAUAUCGUGAUUAUACAUUUAACAGACAAGUUCAGAGAAAGAAUACAGUUCAUUCAUUGAUUGUAUGUUGAUAAACUUUUUUUGUAAAUCAAAACACAGCGAAAAAAAUUAUUUUCCACAAUUUCACGUGAGAGAAAACGAGAGAGUUAAAAUUAGCGUGUGGUGCAGAAGAGAAGCGAGACGAAAAAGGGAUAUGAACAGACUUUUUUUUUGAUUUUUGGGCCUAGAUUUUGAUGAGUUCGCCUAACUUUUUCAUAAUUUUUCAAUUUUUCCGAAAUCCCUCCCCAAAAAACUCACCAAUCGCUUCUCUUCCUCAAAUCACACAAAAUUCAUUGAAAAUCCGAAAUCCUCCAAGUUUUCCACGUUAUUGACAUUGAGAUCCAAUUGUCCAUCAACAUUUCAAGCUGAAAAUCAGAAAAUUUUUGAAUUUUUCAUGUACCAUUGAGUUCGGCUAACUCCAUUUCUGUUUCUAUAUAGAUUUCUGGGGGGCUUUCUGGGUCUCACAACAAUUUUCAAGCUAUUUUUCAGAGAUUCACAUUUUCGCACAAAACUUUUUUUGUGAAAAAUCAGCAAAUCUUCUCAAAGGUAUACUUUUGAACCCUUGUUUUUAAGCUAAAAUAAACCAGAUUCAAUUCUCUGAAAACCUUUCUAGAAAUCAUUUUCAAAAUAAUUGUUGUUUAUUCCAAAAAUGAUCAAAAGAACUUUCUAGUAUGAUUAUAGGUUUGAUGAAAAUCAAAAAAAUUCAGCUGCAACCCACCAAACCACAUUUUAAAACUAUACUUGACUAGAAAAAAUGGAAAUUCCCCCGCUAGAAGCGAAUUACUCCCCUACUCAGUGUCCAAAUUUAUCCUACUAUCAUUCUGCAGAAUUUCUCUCCAAUACAGUCCACAUUUUCUCGUAUAUCACAUUUCCGGCAUCGAUUUAUGGAUGUUUUCUGAUUCUUAAAGUCACUCCAAAACAUCUACGGAAUACAAAAUAUAUUCUACUACAUCUUCAGAUCUGGUAAGUGUUAUAUGUCCAAAAAUUUCGAAAGAAAAAAAAUGAAAAUUUCAGCACAUUUUUCCUUGACAUCAUUGUGAAUGUUCUGGAGACGCCUUUUGUGUUCUUCCCAUCUUCCGCGGUGAAAUUGUUGGGUGUUAUGGCGGAUGGUUUUGUUCCAUUCAAAAUUCUAACCUUCACCGGUCAAUUUUCCAUCUAUGGUAUGUGAAUAAAUUUUGACGUGGCAAGCUAAGUAUCUUCAAAAUUAAUUAUUACUAGAUAGAGAAGAAAGUUCGCCCUAUAGCACACAUAAUUUAUGUGUGUACUUCUCUCAGAGUUCACACCCAAUUGCGGACUUGCUUUCGCACGCAGAAAAACAACCCCUCUAACUUUUUCAAAUUCCAGCUCUCGGCAUGUCAAUCCUCUUCGUCUUCCAAAGUCGUCACAGUGUAAUCACAAUAAUCAGAUGGCGAAUGACCAAAAAAUCAACAAUUAUUCUAUAUUACCUUCUUAUGUAUUCAAUUGGCUUCGCAGUCAUCACAAUCUGCUAUAUUUUCGAGACAAACAUCGAGAAAACGAAACUCGAAUUCGUCCAAAAAUACCCAUGCCCUGCGAAAGAGUUUUUCGAAAAUACCACCAUCAUAAUCACAUCCGAAUUAACAAUCCCCGGCUUCUUCUUAACAAUCUCAUGUCUGAAUUUGAGCACAAAUAUUCUAAUAUUUUUCACCUCUUCAGUUCAUUAUCUAGUCUUCAAAUCAACCGGAAUAUCGGCUAAAACGAGAAAAUAUCAGUUAAAAUUCCUCAUCUCAAUCUCUAUCCAAAUCAUGAUUCCGGUUAUAGCAUUGCUCAUUCCAAUGAUUUACGCGUGUCUCGCUUUGUUUCAAUCAAUUUACAAUCAAUUUGUGAAUAAUCUAGUUGUUCUAACUAUUUCGGUGCAUGGGAUGAUAUCGAAUAUCGCAUUGAUUUUGAUUCAUGAAAAUUAUCGGAACUUUACUUUUGGCUAUUUUUUGAGAAAUCGUGAGAUGAGAAAGAAAUCCAGUGCUGCGCCUUCAACUAUUUUUGUAUUAUAA